Messenger RNA from Candidula unifasciata, 388 nucleotides. NCBI's taxonomy places the organism in Eukaryota, Metazoa, Mollusca, Gastropoda, Stylommatophora, Geomitridae. The record is from the annotation of a GenBank genome assembly.
AUGGCGGGCAACGUCGGGAUGGAGCAUCUCAUCCCUAUUGUGAAUAAGUUACAAGAUGUAUUCGCUUCUCUCGGAGUCCCACUAUCGCUGGAUCUGCCACAAAUUGCAGUGGUUGGAAGUCAGAGUGCCGGAAAGAGCAGUGUGUUGGAAAACUUCGUUGGCAGAGAUUUUCUCCCUAGAGGUUCAGGCAUUGUGACAAGACGGCCAUUGGUGCUACAGCUGAUGUACAGUAAAACAGAAUAUGCAGAGUUCAUCCACACCAAGGGUAAGAAAUUCACAGACUUCAGUUUGGUGCGAAAGGAGAUUGAAGAGGAAACAGACAGAGUCACAGGCGGUAACAAAGGCAUCUCUAACAUCCCCAUCAAUCUGCGAGUGUAUUCGCCUAAUG